AAUUUUUAGCUUACAUAAUUUGUGUUGUCAUGUUUACUUAAAAGUUCAAUAACUUAUUUUGAAUUUAUUUUAUGAAAUUAUCGUAUACGCAGUUGUUCGAAACCUCUGUUUUAAUCAACAUUUUAUGCAAAUUCUGCACAAUAAAAAUCAUGUAAUGUAGUUUGUGAAUGGCGAAUUAAUACCUCACACAUUUGAUUAAUGUUAUAUAUCGUGUCGGCUUGAUAUGCAAAUACGCAUUUUCUUGAAAUGUCAUGUGUAAAUGAUAAUAAAUUCAUUUGGAUCUGCUUUAACUAUUGUGUUAUAAAUCAAGAGACAUCUCUCUUGUAUACUGGGUUAUGAAUUUUGUGACAUAAUGUUUAAUUGUCUAACUAUUAACUGUAAAGGAUAAAUGUACAAACAAAAAAUGAGGACAUUUAAUGAAUGGUGACAAGUUCCACCGAUUCGCUAAAUGUAACAGCCUGGAACCAGUAUCAGACGAUGGUAAUGAUAUUUCUAUUAUAACCAUUGGCGACAAUGUCUACAUAAACGGGGAGGCAGUGAAUGGUCACGUGGAAACUAAUAUGGCCAGUAGCAACGACGCAAUGGAUAAAAAUAAUGAUCGCAUGAACAAUAACGAGAAAGGGCGGUUUCUGUUUAAGAAACAGACCAGCAAGGAAGGGUAUGGACUGGCCGCCAUAAUGAGGGGCGAGUCCCUGGAUGAGAAAAGGAAGAAGUUGCGAUCAGCGAGUAAGAUGUCAACAUUGUUUGAGGAAUACUCGCUGUCAAAAAUAAGGGCAUCAUUCAAGGAGCUUGAGAUAGAGGACAUGUAUCAGAAGUACUGUCUACAGAUGCGUAGAUCCCUCGUUCUCGUUCUACUAGUCAUUAUAACAUGUAUCCUCGUAUCCCUGCUUAUACUUCAUCUAGCUGAAGAGAAGAUCGUCAUAGAUGGUUCACUAGAAGCAGCAUUUAUGGUUUUAUGUGGCGGCCUGUUUGUAACUUGUCUAUUCUUUCCCCUAGUCAUCAUACAGAAGUUCUAUAGAAAAGCUCCGAGUGUAAUAUCUGCCGGAAUAUGGGCCGAUAUGUUACUAAUUAUAAACAUCUAUAUGAGCGUGAUGCAAAAAACUUCGGCAAGCGAUGAUUUACCAGCGGUGUUUUUUGUGAUUAUAGUGCUAUAUACAAUGUUACCAUUGCCGAAGAAGGUCUCGGUAGUGUGUGGUGUUUUAAGUAUGACAAUUCAGAUUCUUAUGGCAGGAUUAAUGGCUGAUUUAAACAGAGAAAAUCUCGUUUUUCAGUUGUUUUCAAAUUUAGUGCUAUUACUGGGUGCAAAUUUGAUUGGCAUCUAUCACAAGUAUUUAACGGACAUCACUCAUAGACAUACAUUCCUGGAGGCCAGAAAAUCUAUAGAGUCAAUGGUGAAACUUGAGAAAGAAAAGAAAGAACAGGAGGAGUUAUUGACAAGCUGUAUUCCGAAAGAUUUGAUGAACUCCAUGAAGGAGGACCUUACACGGAAGAUGAUGAGUAAAGUACCGAAAAUUACACCAUUCCACGAUCUUUAUGUAAAACAUCAUAGUAACGUCAGUAUAUUGUAUGCAGAUAUUGUGAACUUCACGCCACUCGCUGCAGAAUGUACAGCACCAGAGCUGGUUAAGAUGUUGAAUGAACUUUUUGGCAGAUUUGAUCAACUAGCAGAGAAGAACAACUGCAUGAGGAUCAAGAUUUUAGGAGAUUGUUAUUAUUGUGUGUCUGGUCUGCCAAUGCCCACAGAAAAACAUGCCAUAAACUGUGUGAAAAUGGGAUUGAAAAUGAUAGAGGCUAUAAGGAAUGUUCGGGAAGCAACUGGGGUGGAGGUGGACAUGCGGAUUGGCGUGCACUCAGGGACUGUACUGUGCGGGGUCCUCGGUUUGAAAAAAUGGCAGUUUGAUGUGUGGUCAGAUGAUGUCACCAUUGCUAAUCACAUGGAGUCAGGAGGCGUACCUGGGCGUGUCCACAUCUCCAAGGCAACUUUGUCAUAUCUUGGUGAAGAGUUUCAGGUGGAGGAAGGAGAAGGGUACAAACGUGACUCCCUAUUGAAGAGCAGAAAUAUUAUAACUUACCUAAUUAUUCCUGUGGAGAAAAGGAAAAAGAAAGUAACAAUCAGUGUAGAUGAGAUGGAAGGAAAGCCUAUACGAUCACGUUUCCAGAGCAACACACGUGCAUCUGUCCGCGUGUCCCAGUAUCUGGAGAGCUGGGGUAUCGACAAACCUUUUUCAAAUCUUCAAGUUAGCAACAUGGCCACAAAGCUUCUAAGUGUGACGAGUUUAGCAUUUUUAGACUCGUCACUGGCAGUGAAUCCUGCUGGUUCAGGAAAAGAAAAUCAAAGCAGUGCAGCUACAUUGACGAAACAUUUUAACAAUGAAGUUAACAAAACAUUAGCCAGAAAAUCUCAAGAUCUUGGCUUUAGCAGUUUUUGGUCAGUUACUGGUGGACAGGGAGAAUUUCAGUCAACUAUGUUACUGUUUAAUGAUAUAGACAUAGAACAGGACUAUAUACAGCGUGUUGAUCCUGCCUUCAAAUUUUGUUCAUUAUGUGCAGCAGUAUUAUUUUCCUGUGUAGGAAUCGUCCAACUUCUUAUUAUGCCAAGAGCACCUUCUGUGAUAGUUAUAUUUGUGUUGGGAGAACUUUUCUUCAUCACCGUCGGCUUUAUGUGUUUUGCUGACAAGAUCAUGAAAGUAUCAAAGUGUACACAGCCGUUAACGAAGGUAUCCGAAUAUAUUCUCGACAAACACUGGUUACGUACCAUCCUAGCAUUCAGUUGUGUAUUGUUUACAGCUAUCAUGUCAACUGUUGGCCUGGCUGGUUGUAAGGAGAGUACUGUUGACAACACGACCACUAACAACAGUUAUAACAGCACUAGUCAGCAGUCGGAUGAUCUCAUUGAUGUAUGCAGUUAUCCCAUGUAUACAGUCGUAUGCAGCCUGUGUGUACUAAUCUGUAAUGUGAUAUUUUUGAAUGUGGCAUUCUUCAUCAAGUUAUUAAUUAGUGUGACAAUCUUUAUUGUGUAUAAUAUUAUCUUCCAUGCUGGUAAAGACACCAUACUACCGGAAUCAUACUCUACUGCCAGGUAUUUUGCUUCAAUGAGUGUAGGUGAUCAGGCAUCAAUGUAUCUGACCAUCUUACUGGUCACCAUUAUUAUACUAGAUAGACAGGUUGAAUGCACCAAUCGUCUCGACUUUAUUUGGCGACGUCAGUGCCAGAUGGAGGAAGAGGAAGUUAAAACUACUGGGGCGCUCAAUAAAAUGUUACUAGAGAAUAUUCUACCUGUACAUGUGGCGGAAUACUUUCUCGGAAAUACUAGAAAAGAAUUGUAUAGUGAGUCAUACGAGUAUGUGGCAGUGAUGUUUGCAUCUAUACCAAACUUUAAAGAGUUCUAUCAACAAAACAGUGCUAACAAACAUGGGCUCGAGUGUAUCCGAGUACUUAAUGAGAUUAUAGCCGACUUUGAUCAGUUACUAUCCCGGGCUCGUUUCCGUGGUGUUGAGAAGAUCAAGACCAUAGGAAGUACAUACAUGGCUGCUACUGGUCUGCAGCCAGGCAGGGAGAAGUCUGAGGACCCAGAGCAAGGAGAGAAGAAUGUUGUUACCAUGACAAAUUUUGCAUUUGCUAUGAUCAAAUUCCUAGAUGAUAUCAACUUUAACUCUUAUAACCAGUUCCAUCUUAGGAUUGGGAUCAAUCAUGGGCCUGUCAUGGCAGGUGUAAUAGGUGCCAGAAAACCACAAUAUGAUAUCUGGGGAGACACUGUUAAUGUUUCAAGUAGGAUGGAAACUUCAGGGAAAGAGGGAAAAGUCCAGGUAAGAGAGGAAACAGCUGAAAUUUUAAAACGUCAGAAUUUCAAAUGGGAAUAUAGAGGAGUGAUAAAAGUGAAGGGGAAAGAGCCAAUGACUACAUACUUUAUAACAGGCAUACAAGAUGAUAGUGAUCCCCUGAUUACUUCCCCUGUUACAAUAAAUGACCCAGCAAUUAUCUCCCCUGAUCAAAUAAACAUUGAAAACGAGACAGACAAAGGUAAAAAGGUGGAUAUUCCUGCUGGUCAGGAAGAAACACCCUUGGAAAGGAAAACUGGCUCCAUGAUUUCACAAAGUGGGGCCUUCUUUGUUGAGAAAGGUAUUUAUGAGCAAAAAAAUCAAGUAUGUUUUAAAUCAAAUCAUGGUUCCUUAGAUAGUUUGCCUAUAAGUAAACAGAGUAUUGAUGAGGAAGAAGAAGAUGGCUAUGUAGAAGAUGAUGAAGAUGGUGACUCAAAUGAUGUUGUGUUUGAAGUAAGCAAAACAGAGGAAAGUGUAAUUAAAGAUGGAAAAGAUGGUGGUAUAGAAAUUCAGGAAAGUUUGGAAAGAAAGCAGAAUGAUAGUAAUGAUAAUGAACAUAACAUUGUGAAGAAUGAUUCACUGGAUAGCAGAAAUACUAAAGAUGGAAGUGCAAAUGAUGUAAAUGAGAAAGAACAAACCACUGAAAAUUUGGACAAAGAAUCUCAAGGUUCUGUUAUAGCAAACUUAAAUUAUGGUAUAGAUAAACAGAAAUUGAAUAAGAAUGAAUCUGAAAAUAAUUCAGAAAAAUGUAAAGCAGAUGAUGAAAAUAGACUAAAUUCAUCUGAAACACAGGUAAUUGAUGAGAAUAGGGCAGAUAUUGAGAUUACUGAGGUAGUAAUAGAUACUGUUGUCGAAGUGAAUCAUGAACUUAAAGACACUGAACAGUCUCCUGGUGAUGUAGAUAAAACCAUUGAUAUAAAUGAAGAUGAUAUUAAACCAGAUUCAAAACUAAACAUAAGUCAUGAAGAAAAUACAACUAAAAUUUAUGUUAAUGGUGGUAAUGAAGAAAAAACUGUUACUUCUAGAAAAGUUAAUGAUGCGGGUGAUAAAACAGAUACUAAUGUGGAAAAUGAUAGUGAUGUUAGACAAGUCACUAAGUGUAUAAUAAGUGUUAAUCAUAGUAAUGAAAUUGACAUAGAUAAGUUAGAAAAACCUGUACCAAUUGUUAAUGGUUGUGUAUUGGGUCAUCAUUGAAGGUAUCAUGACAAUUUUUUAGACAAAGUUCAGAAAAGUGAUAAAAAGCAUCCCAUGACAUGAUAAGCUGUAUUGUCACCUUAGUGCAAUAACUGGUUAACUCCCAAUUAAAUGUAGAAGGACUUAACCCAUUACUGCACCAAGGUAAUGGUAUGAUAAAAUAAAAGAUGUUUUAAACUCUACACCUGAUGUAUGUUCUAGAUUUACAAUUUCUGUCAUUUAUUUUAUGUUGGGAAGUUAAAACAGUUCUUCUUAAUAAUUAAUAAAUCUAUCUGUAUUUAAAUGUUUGAUUUAAUUUUGAUUUUAAAAAUGAAAAAGGCCCACUUUUUAUUGACUGGUUUGUCAGAAAUUUUGGUUUGUUUUUUUAAACAUGAUUUUAGUUUUGAUUAUUUUCUAAAUCUGUCUAAAGCUCACAGAUUAACUAAUUGACUCCUUAUUAACAACUUUUCAUAUUGUUUGAAAUUUUAGAAAUUUGAAUUUAAAUGUUUUUAUCAUUGUUGAAUAGAGACAGGCGAUAAGGAUUCAGUUAAAAUUAUGUUUUUAAUACUAGAUGAUGUUUAGAUAUGUAUGAUUGUGAAAUGUUGCCAAAAAAUUUGUUAUACCGUUGAUAUUUUCUUAUGAUGUGUUAAAUUUAUGAAUACUCUGGCUUCUAUUUAUAAUAAUGUUAUAGUAAGUAGUUAACCUUUUAAACAUGUUUGUGUAAAUCUAGUCUGUUAUUAUAUCUCUUUUGUAUAUUUUUUUUAUAAUAAAAGUAGAAUUUUUAAAUUGCAUUUUACAUUUAUACAUGUAUAUAUAUUGGUAUAUUUAAAUGGAGACUGUAAUGUAUAAUUGAUAAAUUUUGUAUUGAUUCAGUUAUAUAGGACCAGUCACAGAUUCUUAGUGUUGAUUUUUUAAAUCACUGAUAGCCUCUUAAUAAACGAACACUCAUUUAUCUUGCUUCUUCUUAAUGCAAUUAUUUUGAUUAAAGCAUUCAAUAAAUACCUUGUCUGUUUCAUAGAAAAAAGUUGAGCUUCUUUGAUUGCUGCGGCGUUGUUAUUGUGCAAAAACUUUUAUGUUACCCUUUAUUCUCACAAUUUAAAAGUAAUCAGCAUGAAACUUAGAAUACUUGCUUAUGAUGACAAGGUGCAUUCGUUAGACAAGGGGCAUGGACAAGGAGUUUUGUCCCUUUUUGACUUUUGAAUUUUUCUCAGAAUUGGUCAUUGAUAGUUGUUGUCCUGAACAGACAAGUGUUCAUACUUCAUGUGGUGAUCUUGUUUUAAACUUUUACAUUUGACAUUUUAAAGCAUGACAGUAACCAUGACAAAAAUUUUUAUUGUUUUUUUCUCGGUUUUAUUUUUUAGAGAGAACAAGACACAAAUAAAGUAUAACUUGGUUAAAUUUGGCUUCAAGCACUCUUUUAUUUUAUACUUUCUGAAAAAGAAUAUCUCUGACAAUCUUUUUAGUACAUGUAGUUGGUUAAAUGUUUUUCCAUCUUUCUUUGACUUGUUCCAUCUCAUAUUGAGCUCUCAUUUAUUGACAAUAUCUACAAUAUUUGGUUAAAUAUAAUUGGUAUAAAGGUACAGGUUCUGGUACCUUGCAUCAAUCUCUAUACUCACAAAAUUAAUGGUGUUUAAGGUUGAUCGGGUCAAAGCAACUAAAGAUGUAUCACAAUAUUGGUUCUCAUUAAUUAAGCUGAAAAUUUAUUUUUGAACAUGUUUUGACAAAGUUAAGCUGCAUCAAAUAGGCAUUUGUGAUUAUUCAACCUUGUCACUGAUGUUCUGCUUUAAAAAUGUAUAUACCAACAUUUUAGUGACUUCCUAAUUCCUAAGAUAUCUUAGAAUUGCUUUCCAUAAGAUUUUCUAUGGGUAGUUACAGACUUUGUAAUACAGUCUUUAGGGAAGUGAAUGAGAAUCAAACAAAUGCAGAAAUGAUGUUACUGCACUUCUAUUGCAAUUUUAAUUGAUGGCAUUUUUUAUAAUUUUUUAUGUCUCAUUUACAUUUUUAUAGACACAUCAUCACCUUAGUGCAGUAACGGGUUAACUCCUUAUAUAAUUUAAUAGGAGUUAACCCAUUACUGCACUAAGGUGCCAACAUGUUAUAUGUCAUUUUGUUUUCCGAGCCAUUAAUGAUGUAAUCUGUUUGUUUAUGGUGUUCACAAGAAAUUUAUGAUAUAUCACUCAUGGAUAUUUGUUAUUAAAAAUUUGUACAUAAUCGUAAGACAUUUUAAAUAAGUGUAAACACAUCAUUCUAGUCAAGGUAGUUAUGUCAAACAUGGGGGUUGCGUUGGGUUGGGUAACCGUCAGUUUACUUUUUUCAAAGAUGUAUGCAUAUUUUUGUACUUCCCUUGUGCAAUCUUUAUUUGUUUAGCCAGUCCAUCAAAUCAUUUUGUUUUUCACUUUUAUACUAUCACUUGAAAAUGUACUCUUAAAGUCAAGUGAAAAUCGUUACCCUACAGUAAAGCGAAAAUCAUAUUUUUGUGCUAUUCUUAGCCCAAUUUGUUCGCUUUUCAAUUUUGGGUCUUCUUGUCACAAUUAGUAUAAUUAUUCUGGAAAAAAGUGUGAGGAAAUGAUCUGAAAUUUUGUAAUUUGUAUAGAAAUACAUCAAAUGGAACAUUAACCUCAAAAAUUUAUUUCCAGUCCAAUCAUAAACAUAUCAAAAAAAGCAAACUUGGGAAAAUGCACUUAGACUUUUAAGAAAAGUAAAAACAUUAGGAAUUAAAGUUAUCUGCGAUUAGUGACUGAUUUUGGAGUAUUUAUCAACAUAUUUCUACUGCAUGACUAGGGCUUUUUUUGCAAAUUUCAACUAAGUGUUAAAUAUUAUUACUAUUUUGUUCACUUCACAAUAUUUUACUUUUUAAAAAUAUUUUCAUGAAAAUUAGCAUGAAUCUGGAGGCAUGCUGCUUUAAAAAGUUUGGAAUAUUUGAUAAUCUGACAGUUUUUAUAUAUCUUUGUUAAGUACAUGUAGUU
Molecule: messenger RNA, 7957 nt
Organism: Ruditapes philippinarum (Manila clam)
Lineage: Eukaryota; Metazoa; Mollusca; Bivalvia; Venerida; Veneridae
Product: adenylate cyclase type 2-like
Exons: 26
Coding region: 417-5012 (1531 amino acids)
Biological process (GO): adenylate cyclase-activating G protein-coupled receptor signaling pathway; adenylate cyclase-inhibiting G protein-coupled receptor signaling pathway; cAMP biosynthetic process
Cellular component (GO): plasma membrane
Molecular function (GO): adenylate cyclase activity
Source: RefSeq, a predicted model, not a curated record